Messenger RNA from Spirodela intermedia, 126 nucleotides. The record is from the annotation of a GenBank genome assembly. Lineage: Eukaryota; Viridiplantae; Streptophyta; Magnoliopsida; Alismatales; Araceae.
AUGAAACAUGCCACAAUGCACCACUUAAAUAGAAAACCAACACCCCAGAAAAUGGAAAGAUGUUGUGAUAAGGCUCCACGCACAUAUGCUAGAAGGAAGAAGGCCCAAAGCCCAAUAAGUCAAUAA